This is a messenger RNA of Clupea harengus (Atlantic herring), 2238 nucleotides long. RefSeq names its product NLR family CARD domain-containing protein 3-like. NCBI's taxonomy places the organism in Eukaryota, Metazoa, Chordata, Actinopteri, Clupeiformes, Clupeidae. The record is from RefSeq and is a predicted model, not a curated record. The transcript has 5 exons. The coding region runs from base 1 to 2238 and encodes 745 amino acids.
AUGGUGUCGUGUAUGAAUGUGUUUGUGUUAGAGGAGAAGAUUAUCACCUUUGUGAAGAAUGAGCUGAAGAGAUUCAAGAGGAUGCUGAGUCCAGAUUACCAAGAAAACUUUGAGAGUAAAGAGGAGGCUAAGAGUGAAGCCAGAGAAGCGGCUCUGAAGAUGGCACUGCACUUCCUUAGGAAUAUGGAGCAGCAAGAUCUCGCUGACAAACUGCAAGAAAAUGAGCUGGAGGUAGUUUGUCAGACUGAGCUAAAGAGAAAUCUCAAGAACAAGUACCAGAGGGUUUUUGAAGGAAUACCAAAGCAAGGAAGCUCUGAACUUCUAGAAAAGAUCUACACAGAGGUCUACAUCACAGAGGGAGGAAGUGGAAAAGUAAAUGAAGAGCAUGAAGUCAAACAGAUUGAGUCAAGAUACAAGAGACCAGCUGGACAGGAGACAUCAAUCAGAUGCAGUGACAUCUUUAAACUCUUACCUGGCCAAGACAAACCAAUCAGAAGUGUUGUCACAAAAGGAGUUGCUGGCAUUGGUAAAACUGUCUCAGUUCAGAAGUUCAUCCUGGACUGGGCAGAGGGAAAAGAAAACCAAGAUAUCCACUUCAUAUUUCCACUGCCUUUUAGGGAGCUCAACCUCAUGAGAGAAAAACAGCUCUCUUUGAUGGAUCUCCUCCACCACUUUUUCACAGAAAUAAAGCAGUUAACUUUUCCCAGCCAAGGGAAGUGCAAAGUGUUGUUCAUCUUUGAUGGUCUGGAUGAAUGUCGACUCCAACUAGACUUUCAGACAAAUGAAAGUUUGACUGAUGUGACAAAGGUCACCUCAUUGGACGUACUCCUGACAAAUGUCAUCAAGGGUAAUCUGCUCCCCUCUGCUUUACUUUGGAUUACCUCUCGACCAGCAGCAGCCAAUCAAAUCCCACCUGAGUGUGUUGACCGGGUCACAGAGGUACAAGGGUUCAAUGACCCACAGAAGGAGGAGUACUUCAAGAAGAGGAUCAGUGAUCAGAAUCUUGCCAGCAGAGUCGUCUCUUACAUCAAAAUAUCAAGGAGCCUCCACAUUAUGUGCCACAUACCAGUGUUCUGCUGGAUUGCUGCUACUGUUCUUGGGUUGAUUCUUGGCUCUUCACGAGGUGGACAGAUUCCAAAGACUUUGACAGAGAUGUACACUUAUUUCCUUAUUUUCCAAACCAAACAGAGGAGGCUAAAGUUUGAAAAUGUGCAUGACCUUGAUCCACAGUGGAACCAGGAAGUUAUCCUUGGUCUUGGAAAGUUGGCAUAUGAACAGUUAGAGAAGGGAAAUCUGAUUUUCUAUGAAGAAGAUCUAAAAGAGUCUGGCAUUGAUGUCAGAGAGGCAGCAGUAUGCUCUGGCAUCUGCUCCCAGAUCUUUCGAGAAGAAUCAGGGUUUUAUCAAGGAAAAGUGUUCUGCUUCGUGCAUUUAAGUGUCCAGGAGUAUCUUGCAGCUUUGUAUGUGUUUUUGAUGAUGGCAAUUGAAAGGAAAGACAAAAUAUCCAGACACCAAACUCAUGGAACAUUCAUUCAGCAUUGGAAACAGACAUGGAGUUGGUGGUCUCAGACACCCAUGAUCACCUUACACAAGAGUGCUGUGGACAAAGCUUUGGAGCAUGAAGAUGGACGCUUUGACCUAUUCCUCCGUUUCCUUCUUGGCCUCUCUCUGGAGUCUAACCAGACUCUCCUGCAUGGCCUACUACAGAGAGGACAAAAUGAGAUGGACAAUGAAGAAACAAUCAGUUACAUUAAGGAAAAGAUCAGGGAUGUUCCUUCAUCAGAAAGGGUCAUCAACCUCUUCCACUGUCUGCAUGAACUCAAUGAUCACUCCUUAGUGGAAGAAGUCCAGCACUUCCUGAGUGCUGGAACACUUUCUGGAGCUGAACUCUCACCUGCCCAGUGGUCAGCUCUAGUGUUUGUGCUGCUGACAUCAGAACAGAAGCUGGAUGUGUUUGACUUGAAGAAGUACAUCAGAUCUGAUGAAGCUUUCCUCAGGCUUCAGCCAGUAGUGGAGGAAUCUCAUGAGGCUCAGCUCAAUAGCUGUGGGCUCACUGAAAGGAGCUGUACAGCACUGGCAUGUAUCCUCAGCAAACCAUCUUCAAAACUAAAAAAUGUGGAUCUCAGUGACAACAGUCUUGGAGAUAUUGGGGUCCACAAACUCUGUAGCGGACUGGAGAACCCAAACAAUGCACUGGAGACACUCAGUCAUGUGUUGCUCGAUGAACUUUACAGCCUCUGA